AUGGAUCAUCGAGGCAGCAUUGAGAGCCUGGGAUAUGACAUAUCCCAGUUUGUCUCACAGCCACCUCCUCAGAUCUUUGGUGCAUAUAAUCCGGAUGGCACUCCUAUUCCUCCUACGCUUCCUCCCGGUACCUACUUUGGAGAUCUGAAUGAUGGUGUUGUCGACGAGAAUGACCCUAAGCGCCGACGUAUUGCAAGGGCGUGUGAUAUGUGUAGGAAGAAGAAAAUCAAGUGUGAUGGGAAGAUGCCCAAAUGUGGUCACUGUAUAAACUAUAAAACAGAAUGUGUCUUCACGCAAGUGGAGAAGAAACGAAAUCCUCCAAAAGGCGCGAAAUAUAUUGAGGGCCUUGAAAACCGCCUUGGGCGCAUGGAGUCGCUAUUGCGCAUGUCUGGCCUUCUGACCGAAGAAGAGGCCGGCAAAACGGACCUAGGAACGUUGGAGAGGCGGCUCGCCGAAAAAGCUUCUUCUAAAGAUGCUUUGGCGCAGAAAACAGAAUCUCCUGCUCCUCCAAAGAGUGGUGCCAGUUCUACCGUGCCCGAGAGCUCACCAAGACCAGGAUCCCAAAGAGACUCGUCCCACGACACCCCACGCGACAUCGUCACUCCCUCCAGCACAGAGGGCGACAAAGCAGUGCGAGAGGAUGUAGAAAAUCUUUCCGAGGCCAUGUGCUCUCUCGUGACCAACAACGUAGGCGAAACCCGAUAUAUCGGAUCUUCGUCUGCAUUCUCCAUCUUCUCCAGCAAAGGAAUUGAGUGGGUCAACCAGAAGACUGGGGACACCUCAUUCCAGGAAACUAUUCAAAAUGCGGUUAACGAGGACGAUAUCAAAUGGCAAUAUUGGAAGCCGGAGGUAUUUGGCGACAUUUUUGUUCGCCGAGUCUUCAAACCUCUGCCGCCGAAGGAGGAAGCCAUGUCGUUGUUCAAGGAUUUCUUUGAGAAUUUCAAUUGCAUGUUCCCAUUAUUUCACGAACCCACUUUUAUGCACCUGGUGGAGAAACAAUAUUCAAAAGAUCCUUAUGAGGGAAGCGGCUGGUGGGCGAGUAUCAACGUCGCUCUCGCCAUUGCAUAUCGGAUCCGAGUCAUGAGUAACGUUGUUCCUCAGGAAGACGAUCAAAAGGCUUGGUUAUACUUGAAGAAUGCUAUGGGAGUCAUCACGGAGCUGACCAUGCGGAAUACUGAUCUUCUCAGUGUCCAGGCUCUAUUGGGAAUGGCUUUGUUUUUGCAGGGAACACCCAAUCCGCAACCGUCUUUCUUCCUCAUCGCCGCCGCCAUCAGGUGCUCUCAUACAAUAGGUCUGCACAAACGAGGGUCCGCAUUCAACUUGAACCCCAUAGAAGUCGAACAACGCAAACGAGUUUUCUGGAUUGGGUACCUGCUCGACAAGGAUGCCUGUCUUCGAGCUGGCCGACCCCCGGCCCAAGAUGAUGACGACAUGAAUGUCGAAUUACCCUCCGAGGACCCUCCGGAUAACAUCGGAAAUGUUCCGCUGGCCGAUGGUAAGAGCAAAAUCAACCUCUUCCGUCUGAUGUGCGAGUUCGCCAUCAUUUCCAGCAAAGUCUAUCGGCAACUCUACUCCGUUCGGGCAUCCAAGCAAAGCGACGGAGAGCUACUCAAUACGAUCGGCGAGCUCGACCGGGAGCUUGAAGCAUGGAAAGACAGCAUUCCACUCGAUUUCCGGCCCGAGCACGAAAUCAAAACCUCCCAUACCCCUCUCAUCUUACACAUCGUCGUCCUCCAUUUCUCCUACUACAACUGUCUGACCACGAUACAUCGGAUGUCUGUGCACCAUGGCUACUGGACGAGUCGGUUAUCCGAAUAUGCGAUCCAAGGACUCAAUGCCAGACCCCUCAACCCACGAGUCUUUUCUUCGGCGGCUCUUUGCGUCUCCGCUGCUCGAGCCUCUAUACACCUCAUCAAAUAUAUUCCUCAAGGCGAUUUUGCCUGUGUCUGGCUGAUUCUGUAUUUCCCAGUCUCUGCACUCGUCACCCUCUUUGCCAACGUUCUGCAAAAUCCUCAGGACACUCGUGCAAGAGCCGAUAUCAAGCUCAUGGACCUUGUUGUCAACUUCUUGUCUAAUGUUGCCCAUGAUGAGGGGACAGGAUCUCUGACUCGCAUGCUUACCGUUUGUUCAGAGUUUGCUCGCAUUGCAAGAGUAGUGAUUGAGAGGGCCGAAAAAGAAGGCACCAAGAGGAAGCGCAAACUUGUCCCGGAAGAAAUCCUACGUGUCAACCAGUCUGCAAUGGCACAGGUCCAGUCACAGAUUAACGGACGCACGGCUGGCUCUCGAAGAUCAAGUGGCACCGGAAGCUCUCCUCGUGCUCCAGGAACCUCGCUUCCGGCGACCGGAGUAUCAGCUACACCAAUGGGCGCUAAUACUCCAGGCAACUCUCUCAACCCUAACAACUCGUUCUUCGGCAUGGCCAAUCUCGACAAUGAUUAUGUUGACAUGCUCACUCAACCUGGACUCAGCCCCGACUUGAGUAGCCAACAGAUGCCCAGCUCAACAAUGUCGCCUCUCAAUGUCGGGUCGUUCCAACAACCUUUUGUGCCUCAGGAUUUGUGGCAGAUGCCCAUGACUUUCGAAUGGGAUUGGGCGGAGUUUGGCCAGCCCAGCUAUAACGACUUCAUUUUGAGUGAUGGAAUGAAUGAUGGAACGAUGCCAUAG
Messenger RNA from Rhinocladiella mackenziei CBS 650.93, 2664 nucleotides. RefSeq lists its product as uncharacterized. The record is from RefSeq and is a predicted model, not a curated record. Lineage: Eukaryota; Fungi; Ascomycota; Eurotiomycetes; Chaetothyriales; Herpotrichiellaceae. The coding region runs from base 1 to 2664 and encodes 887 amino acids. Gene Ontology annotation, molecular function: DNA binding; DNA-binding transcription factor activity, RNA polymerase II-specific; zinc ion binding. Gene Ontology annotation, biological process: DNA-templated transcription; regulation of DNA-templated transcription. The transcript is spliced from 4 exons.